This is a messenger RNA of Radiomyces spectabilis, 4407 nucleotides long. Its product is annotated as ABC-2 type transporter-domain-containing protein. The record is from RefSeq and is a predicted model, not a curated record. Gene Ontology annotation, biological process: transmembrane transport. The transcript is spliced from 5 exons. Bases 1 to 4407 code for a protein of 1468 amino acids. NCBI's taxonomy places the organism in Eukaryota, Fungi, Mucoromycota, Mucoromycetes, Mucorales, Radiomycetaceae. Gene Ontology annotation, cellular component: membrane. Gene Ontology annotation, molecular function: ATP binding; ABC-type transporter activity; ATP hydrolysis activity.
AUGGAGAUGCCAGCGUUGCAGGCCGUGCCGUCUGUGCGGUACGACCGAGAUGAAGAUUUUCAUCAAAACGAACAAAAUCGACCGUCAUCGGUUGCUAGCGAAGAUAGUCAGCCUGACAGCGCAACCGAUACUGGUUCGCAAUUGAAACGAUCCACUACACGAGCAACCGAAGGUGGCUUCGGUGAACGAUCGGGUAAUGCUGUCAACAUUGAAGAUGCCAUUUCCAACUACCAGUCACUUCGUCGCGAGAUGACCCAGCAGUCCCGUAUGUCCCGACGUCCCACUGAAGGAGGCCAAGAAGAAAAAGGUCCCGAAAGUGAUGAUUUUGAUCUCACUGAUUUCCUCAAGAGCCACAACGAAGAAGCACAAGCCGCCGGUUUUCAUCCCAAGAAUAUGGGUGUCGUCUGGAAGAAUCUUGUUGUGAAAGGCCUGGGUGCCGACGCUAAAGUGAUUGGUACCAAUUAUACCUGGCUGAAAUCAAUGGUGCAAUUCUGGAAAUGGGGCAAACACGAAGGUCAUGAUUUCACUAUCCUUAAAGGAAAUAAUGGUUUCUGUAAAGAUGGUGAGAUGCUGCUUAUUCUGGGCCGUCCAGGUGCUGGUUGUACUACGCUUCUUCGUGUGAUCGCCAAUAUGCGAUCUUCUUACACCGAUAUCGAGGGUGAAAUUUCCUAUGGUGGCAUAGAAGCCCGCGAGUUCGGCAAGCAUUUUCGCGGUGAAGUCUGUUACAACGAAGAAGAAGAUUUGCAUUAUCCCACUCUAACCACCAAGCAAACAUUGACGUUUGCGCUCAAGACAAAAACACCCGGUAAACGUCUUCCAGAUGAAAGCAAGGGCGAAUUUAUCAACAAGGUGCUUUAUAUGCUCGGAAACAUGCUUGGUUUGACCAAACAGAUGAAUACCAUGGUCGGUAACGCUUUUGUACGUGGUCUUUCCGGUGGUGAACGUAAACGUUUGUCCAUUGCUGAACAAAUGACAACGCGUUCCUCCAUCAACUGCUGGGAUUGUUCCACUCGUGGUCUCGAUGCCUCUUCCGCCUUGGAUUAUGUCCGUUCUCUGCGUAUCAUGACCGACAUUUUGCAUAAAACUACCAUUGCCACUCUGUAUCAGGCUUCCGACAGUAUUUUCCAUUUAUUCGACAAAGUCAUGGUGCUUGACGAAGGUCGUUGUCUCUAUUUUGGUCCUACCUCCAGUGCCAAGUCCUAUUUUGAAGAUAUGGGUUUCUUUUGUCCGGAUCGUAAAUCGACCCCUGAUUUCCUGACAGGUCUCUGCAACCCGAACGAACGCCAGUUCCGCGAAGGUUUCGAAGACAAGACGCCGGUCAAUUCGGCUCAGUUUGAGAAAGUAUUCCUGGAAUCGUCACUGUAUCAAGAUAUGAUCAAAGAACGUGAAGAAUACGAAGCCAAGAUUGCUGAAUCCCGCCCAGAUGAGCAUUUCAGAGAGGCUAUCCGUGAAGCCCAUCAGAAACACGCUCCGAAACGAUCUCCCUUUGUCGCUACGUACAUUUCCCAGGUGAAAGCGUUGACGAUCCGUCAAUUCCAGCUUAUUUUUGGUGAUAAAGGUGCUUUGGUGUCUCGUUAUGGUGGUGUCGUUAUUAAAGGUCUUAUCAUGGCUUCCGUCUUUUACAAAAUGCCUCUCGAUGGUACUGGUGCUUUCUCACGUGGUGGUGCUUUUUUGUUUUCUUUACUGUUCAAUGCUUUGAUUGCGCAAUCAGAAUUGGCCGCCUUUAUGCAAGGUCGCCGAGUCUUGGAGAAACAUAAGCAUUUCGCUUUAUACCAUCCAUCGGCGUUCUAUAUUGCUCAAGUUAUUUCUGAUCUUCCGUUGGCCUUGGUGCAGGUGAUCAUCUUUGAAAUUUGUGUCUACUUUUUAAUGGGUCUCGUACUGGAUGCCGGAAAAUUCUUUACCUUCUUUAUCAUUCUUGUGGUGACCAAUAUGUGUAUGAACGGUUUCUUCCGAUUCUGGGGUGCUGUAUCGCCCAACUUUUUCAUGGCAUCGCAGUUAUCCAGUAUUCUGCUUAUUGCGUGUCUCAUCUACUGUGGCUAUCAAAUUCCAUACAAGAUGAUGCAUCCUUGGCUGUUCUGGAUUUAUUGGAUUAAUCCUCUGGCCUAUGGUUACAAGGCUUUGAUUUCCAAUGAAUUGACUGGUAUGAAGUUUUCUUGUGAGGGCCCCAACUCGGUGCCAUCCGGUCCAAGCUACAACCAGCAACAAUAUCAGACGUGCUUGUUGCCUGGUGGUCAACCCGGUCAACCCUAUGUUCUUGGUGAUACCUAUUUAGCAACAGCUUACGGUUACUACACCAAUCAACGUUGGAUCAACUUUGUCGCUGUCAUUUUAUUCUUCCUUUUCUUCACCGUCAUUACUGCUCUGGCUAUGGAAUAUGUCGAUCUUCAGAAAGAAGGUUCCAUCACCAAGGUGUACAAGGCCGGCCGCGCUCCCAAGGAAGAAAGUGAAGAAGAAUUACUUCAGAAAGUGCAAUCAGCAGAGGAUGAAGAAAUGGAAGCUGUGUCACACGGAACGACCUUCUCGUGGCAUCAUAUCGAUUACACGGUGCCUGUCAAGGGCGGUAAACUCAAGCUACUCAAUGAUGUUGGUGGCGUGGUGAAACCAGGUCAUCUGACCGCUCUUAUGGGAUCCUCGGGUGCUGGUAAAACCACUCUUCUCGAUGUAUUGGCUCAACGUAAGACAAUUGGUAAAGUCGAAGGUCGCAUCUAUAUGAAUGGUGAACCCUUGAACCAUGACUUUGAACGUGUCACUGGCUACUGUGAACAGAUGGAUGUUCAUAAUCCGGCUGCUACGGUGCGUGAAGCGCUCAAGUUCUCUGCUUAUUUGCGUCAACCGGCUGAGGUGCCAAAGGAAGAGAAGGAUCAGUACGUAGAACAGAUUAUUACGUUGAUGGAAAUGGAAAAGAUUGCGGAUGCUCUUGUCGGUGAUCUGGAAACCGGUGUAGGUAUUUCUGUUGAAGAACGCAAACGUCUGACAAUUGCGGUGGAACUGGUCGGUAAACCGAAACUGCUUUUCUUGGAUGAACCUACAUCUGGUCUGGAUGCGCAAAGUUCGUACAACAUUGUGCGCUUUAUUCGAAAAUUGGCCGAUGCCGGUUGGCCCGUGCUGUGUACCAUCCAUCAACCUUCGGCUACCUUGUUUGAACAUUUCGAUCAUUUGGUUCUGCUUGUGCGUGGUGGUAAGACGGCCUACUUUGGUGAAAUCGGUCCUAACUCGGAAACCAUGAUCAACUACUUUGAAUCGAACGGUGGACCUAAAUGCUCGCCCAAUGCCAAUCCUGCCGAGUACAUCUUGGAGUGCGUCGGUGCUGGUACGGCCGGUAAAUCCAAUCGUGACUGGGCCGAUGUGUGGGCCAAUUCCCCUCAAGCCAAGGCUUUGGAAGACGAAUUGGAGCAGAUCCAUCAGGACAUCGAUCACGACGCCAAGAGACCCAAGGCUAGCAAGUACUCAUUGAGCUUCUGGAAUCAAUUCUGGCUUGUGUACAAGCGUAUGAACGUCUCGUGGUGGCGUUCUCCUAGUUACAAUUUGGGUCGAUUAUUCAACGUAUGUUUCAUUGGUCUUAUUUCUGGUUUCUCUUUCUGGAAACUCGGCAAUUCCCCUGGUGAUAUGCAAAACCGUAUGUUCUCGGUGUUCACUACGCUGCUCAUGAGUAAUGCUCUCAUUAUUCUGGCGCAACCCCGAUUCAUGCAAGAACGUAUGUGGUUCCGUCGUGAAUAUGCAUCCAAGUAUUACGGCUGGGCUCCAUUUGCCUUGUCCUGUAUCCUUGUGGAAAUCCCGUAUCUUUUGUUCUUCUCGGCCAUCUUCCUUUGCUGCUUCUACUGGACCGCAGGUCUUCAAAAUGAAUCUAGCCGUGUUGGUUUCUUCUACAUCCAUUUCGCAGUGUUUAUGAUGUACUCAGUGUCUCUUGGUUUCAUGAUUGCUGCCUUCUCCAGUACUCCUCCCAUGGCCGCCGUCAUCAAUCCUUUCUUCACCUCCAUCUUGAUUUUGUUCGCCGGUAUUGUCCAACCUCCCAGCUCCAUGCCUCAUUUCUGGAGCUCUUGGAUGUAUUGGCUUGAUCCAUAUCAUUAUCUAAUAGAAGGUCUUGUGGUGAAUGUUAUGGCUGGUGUUGACAUCCAAUGUGGUGAUGGCGAUUGGAUCCCUGUGAAUGCUCCUCCUGGACAGAGCUGUGGACAGUAUUUCCAAGAGUACUUCAGCUCUCCACAAACGACCGGUUAUUUGCAAGAUCCUAGUGCUCAAGGGACAUGUAAUUACUGCCAAUACACAAAGGGUAACGACUACUAUGAAGGACGCAUCGGAUGGCACUACUCCAACAGAUGGCGUGAUUUUGGUAUCCUUUGUGCUUACUACGUUUUCAACGUUUUCGCCUUCAUGUUCUUCGUAUUCUUAUUCCGCAAGGCUAAGCGUUAA